ACGACAUUUACACGAUGUUUAUAGUGUGGUGACAUCGUCACGGUGUCGGGGAGUGUCUCCGCUGUCUUGCAAUACCAGAGAUAUGAUUUUGACAUAAAUUGUUGAGGUUGAAUGUGUUCAGAAAGGUACCGAAGUGAGAUUUUCUGACGGCGCACUUCGGCCUACUGCGAGAGGCUGCGAGCGGGAAAGUCACGCGAUUCCAUCGAACGAUCGCACUAUUUUGAUGACGAUGUUUGAAAUUAGCGAAUGCAAUUUUUCUCCGAUCACAUGCACGUAGCUGAAGGAUAGAUAUAAUGUCGUCGUGGGACUGGAUGGGCUCCCUAAGGGUGAGAGAGGGUCUGUGGGAACCAGCGUGAUGGACCGGUUGUAGGGUGCAGUCAGAGGCUAUGAGCAGCAACGAGUGUUUUGGUUGCGGCCGAACAGGCCACUGGAUCAAGAACUGUCCAAAUGCAGGACGUGGACGUGGCAAGGGCCGCGGCAGGGGAAAAGGUGAGAGCCAAAUAAAUGGUCACUGCUUGGUUGUUUGUACGAAUAACGUGCAUUUCUUUUGUCUCCCUCUAGAUCUUUUCUGCUAUCGUUGUGGAGAACCAGGACACGUUGCGAGGGACUGUGAGAGGACUGAGGAUGCAUGCUACAACUGUGGCAGGGGUGGCCACAUUUCCCGGGAUUGCAAGGAACCCAAGAAGGAGAGGGAGCAGGUCUGCUACAACUGUGGCAAGGCUGGCCACAUGGCCCGUGACUGUGACCAUGCCAAUGAGCAGAAGUGCUACUCUUGUGGUGGUUUUGGACACAUUCAGAAAGGCUGUGAGAAAGUCAAGUGCUACAGGUGUGGCGAGAUCGGCCAUGUUGCCGUACAGUGCAGCAAGGCGAGCGAGGUCAACUGCUACAACUGCGGAAAAUCUGGCCACGUGGCGAAAGAAUGCACCAUCGAGGCCACCGCUUAAUCCUGUCUCCUUGUUCGCCCCUCCUUUUUCUGAUUGAUGGUUGUAUUAUUUUCUCUGAAUCCUCUUCACUGGCCAACGGUUGGCAGAUAGAGGCUAUUCCCAGGCCAGUGAGCUCUUGACAUGUAAAAGGAGGAAAGGGGUGGAAAAAACUUUCCACUUUCUGCAUUUAAUACAAAAAAAAUGUUUGUUUAGUUUGGUAGAGGUGUUAUGUAUAAUGCUUUGUUAAAGAACCCCCUUUCCAUGCCACUGGUGAACAGGGAUGUGUGAGUUGAGUGGAAGAACAUUUGUCAGGUAGGCCUCUAGUGGCUCGUGGAAAGUAGCCUCGGAGAGAUCAAAGAAAAAAAAAAGAAAAAAAAACAAACGGUUAAAAAAGAACCAUACAAAUCAAGGAAGCUUUAGCUUCUUAAUGAUAUGCAUUUUUUGUUUCAUCAAUGAGACUGAGAUAGCCUAUGAGUGAUUGACCUGGAAAGCAGCACAGGACAUAUACUGUCAGGUCUAUCCAGGCCAAACCAGCAGUACGCAGCUAUGUGGAGAGAAAAAAAAACGUUAUGUGUAAUAUAACGCAAACAACUUUAUAGCAUAUUCUGGAAAGAUCAUGUAAUAACAGUUUCUGAAAAUGACAUCCUUUGUAAAACAUUGGUUGUUUGAUCUUUCAGAGCAGCUAUUAUGUUUAAAACCUAGUUAAUGAUCCCAAAAUUGGAAUGGAGUUUUGGUUGUUCUACCCAAGGUAAAAACUUCAAUAAAAUAACAAUAAAACAUGGGGGGAAAAAGCUCAUUAAACAGAUUUGGAGUUAGAAAAAAAGGUGAAUGUUUUCAAAGAAAUCAAAAUGUUAUUUUUGUACACUUUCACUUAGACUACUCUAAAAGAAAAAUUAUAAUUUGCUUGUACUCAGUUUUUAAGUCAGAAGGUAAAUGCAACUGAAGUUCUAGGACAUAGAAAUCUAAUUUUAAACUAUCAAUAAAACUGGAGGAGGAAGGGG
Molecule: messenger RNA, 1924 nt
Organism: Myxocyprinus asiaticus (Chinese sucker)
Lineage: Eukaryota; Metazoa; Chordata; Actinopteri; Cypriniformes; Catostomidae
Gene: cnbpb
Product: CCHC-type zinc finger, nucleic acid binding protein b
Exons: 4
Coding region: 387-944 (185 amino acids)
Biological process (GO): positive regulation of cytoplasmic translation
Cellular component (GO): cytoplasm
Molecular function (GO): translation regulator activity; mRNA binding; single-stranded RNA binding
Source: RefSeq, a predicted model, not a curated record